AUGAGUCUGCAAUUUUUAUCAUCGCGCCUGAGGGCGCUGGUCGUGCUGAUCGCACAGAAUGCGCGGUCCUUGACGAAGCUAAGGACCGUCGCCAUCAUCUACGUGCUGUUUAACCUCAAGAGCCUACCCUUGAUGUGGCACUUACGAACCCUCCGCACCGUUAUCCGCCGCAUCACAGACCCAGCGCGCACCAAGUACCUGUCGCCGCGAUGCCUAUUCCUCCCCACCGUUAGCUCCACGCGCUCGCCGUGGCUCGAGUGCGACUACAACAUCCACAAGUCCAACUCCACCUACUUCACCGACAUCGACAUCAUGACCAUCGCCCUAGGGAGCUGCAACUGCGUGUGGCGCAAGGAGAUUAAGCCGUACAAGCCGUACGAGCUCUGGUCGCGCGUCGUCUCCUGGGACGAGAAGUGGAUCUACGUGGUCACCCAUUUUGUCGAAAAGGGCCGCUACGCCCACAAGGAAUAUCUUUUGCAGCCCGGGCGAAAGGCGAGCCGGAAGACGACCAAGGGCGAGCCCGUAGACCCCAUCGAGGCCGUGUACGCGUCCUCCAUCUCGAGAUUUGUCGUCAAGAACAAUAGGCGUACGGUGCCUCCGGAAGAUGCGAUACGCCUGUGUGGGUUGCUCCCGCCGAGAGAUGACUCCCCGAUGGCGCUGAGGUGA
Parascedosporium putredinis is the source of this 666-nucleotide messenger RNA. NCBI's taxonomy places the organism in Eukaryota, Fungi, Ascomycota, Sordariomycetes, Microascales, Microascaceae. The record is from the annotation of a GenBank genome assembly.